This is a messenger RNA of Phyllostomus discolor (pale spear-nosed bat), 530 nucleotides long. RefSeq names its product ribosomal protein L22 (gene RPL22). Gene Ontology annotation, biological process: cytoplasmic translation. Lineage: Eukaryota; Metazoa; Chordata; Mammalia; Chiroptera; Phyllostomidae. The coding region runs from base 91 to 477 and encodes 128 amino acids. Gene Ontology annotation, molecular function: RNA binding; structural constituent of ribosome. The transcript has 4 exons. The record is from RefSeq and is a predicted model, not a curated record. Gene Ontology annotation, cellular component: ribosome.
GGUACAGCCUGACCCCUACGUGCCCCACGGGCUGCGUACUCUUUGCGCCUGCGCAGUUCACGCAACUCCCUUUCUGUCUCCGCGGCCGCCAUGGCUCCUAUGAAAAAGCUUGUGGCGAAGGGGGGAAAAAAAAAGAAGCAGGUUCUGAAGUUCACCCUCGACUGCACCCACCCAGUAGAAGAUGGAAUCAUGGAUGCUGCCAAUUUUGAGCAGUUCCUCCAGGAGAGGAUCAAAGUGAACGGGAAGGCCGGGAACCUCGGAGGAGGGGUGGUGACCAUCGAGAGGAGCAAGAGUAAGAUCACCGUCACAUCUGAGGUGCCUUUCUCCAAAAGGUACUUGAAGUAUCUCACCAAAAAGUAUUUGAAGAAGAAUAACCUGCGUGACUGGUUGCGUGUAGUCGCUAACAGCAAAGAGAGUUACGAAUUGCGUUACUUCCAGAUAAACCAGGAUGAAGAGGAGGAGGAAGACGAGGAUUAAAACUCACUUACCUGAUACAUUUUGUACACGUUCUUGAAUAAAACUUAGGAACC